This is a messenger RNA of Amoebophrya sp. A120, 19998 nucleotides long. NCBI's taxonomy places the organism in Eukaryota, Dinophyceae, Syndiniales, Amoebophryaceae. The record is from the annotation of a GenBank genome assembly.
AUGAAACAACUACCUUGCGCAAUGAAAACAGCAAAAGCUGCUCUGACAAGUGAGAAAGAGCUUCGUUCGUUCGAAAAGUGCUUUUCGAAGAAGAAGCUGGAAAAAUUUGUGACCCAAGUGUUCUCCGGGAAGGUCAGAGAAGCGCAUGCCAGUGGUCCGGAAAAAGAAGAUGGGGAUCGAGUGUUGGAAGAUCACCAGCCUGCAAGCGAUGCAGCAACAGCAUCGAGGAGUCCUCCUGCUGGAGCUGCACCAGAGGGGCAGAAGAAGGAAUUAGCGUCACAUGUCGCAGAGCAGACGAGCAGCGAAAAUAAGCCACAGACCACCUCCUCUCCGACAAGCACCACCGUUGGCGACUCCCCCACUGGCGCAUUUCCUCGAACCCCUGUGAACGAUUUGACCUGGAAAUCUCUUUCGACCCAACUGUUCAACAGCAAGGAGGCUGAUCUGUCAGCGGCAACAGUCAUCAUCGAGCUCUACCAUCGGGAUCGGGAUAGAAAGUUUGAGAGGGAGGCGAUUUACCACACGGCCGCGCUGGUCUUCGAGGAGUUGGAGAGGUUGGAGAUAGGGAGCAAACCAACCGGGGCGACGUCGCAGAUACUUGACGGCAGUGCGGUCGUACUCGGGAAGAAAAAGUCGAGUCUUCGUUUCUUCCGCUACGACAUCAGCGAAAAUUACGUCAGUCCGGAGAUUUUCGGCGAGAAAUACCAUAAGCUAUUCGGGGAAACAAGUAUCGGGAGGAAAACGGAAGCGACGGAGCAAGGGGCUGUGUUUUUGUUCCACGGAAUUGAAAAUACACCUGCAAGAACUGCUGGCGAUAGAAAUACACUGACCACCGCCUCCAAAAUAAAUUCGCUGGCUUCACUUCGUCGCGGCCCCCCUGCUGUUUUUCCGCUUUCGUUUUCGGGGAAGGAGCCCAGAGCGCUGUUGGAAGGGUUGGUCAAGUGGAUCCACAAGAAAACGACAACGUCCUCGUACCCAGCAACGGCAUCAAGGGCUGCUUCAGCGAAAAAUCAGCUUCGAGACGCGUUAGACCUCGUAAAGGAUUUCGAACCUGAAAUCCUUGCUCGGGCAAAAACGGCGGAUGACAACGAAAGACGGCAAAAGAAAGAAAAACAAGCGGCGAUUGAUAAGAUGAUGAAAACGCUGAAGCAAGAAAAGGGCUUGUACGACAUCCGAGACAGUGCCUUCAUGUCAGCGGCGAGCGGAAAUGCAAAUGGUGCAGGAAGUGCUACUGGAGGAAGCGGAGGAGAACCAACUGAAACCAAAGCGCCCCCGCUGAAACAGUUCCGCGACCGUGGGGGAGUGAAGGACGAUAAAAAAGGAAAAAAGAUGAAACCGAAAAAAGCGAGGAAACAAGGACCGACAAAACGCUCAAAGGAGCUGAGAGCCCGAGCUGCAGCUGCGGAACGGCGUGCAGAAGAAGCGAUAGAGAAGCAGAAGAAGGGGAGGGAAGAAAAGCUGCAAAGACGCAAGGAGGUUGUAGCUUCGCCUUCGGCGGCUGCUCGUCAUACUGUUCCAUCUGCACCGAAGAUCAUGAAGAAAGAUCAUGUCGCUCCAGAAGAGAUGAUCCACACAGUUUCCUGGGGGCAGACGAAAGACACGUUGCACCUCACCCUGCACUUCUCUUCCAAUUUCAAGUCCUGUGUGACAGAGCACCUUCUUAAACAGGGCGAGAAGAAUAAGAACACGAACCCGCGCAAGUUUUUCGACGCUGUCACCGUGAAGAUUGCGGAAGAGCAAGAUGCUGUUGUAAUAGAAGCGGAGUUAGACGACGACGAGGACGAGCAGGCAAGCGCAGCAUCAGUUUCAUCCCGGACCACGACUUUGUCUUGCGCUGGCAACAACAUGACGCCUGUGGCCUUCCGCACGACGACCCGUCUCAACCUCCGAGAAUUUGUCCGGAAAGAGACCCUCGAGCUUGCGUUUCAGGGCCAACAGACGAGAGACGCAACAGCUUCCACGUCAGUGACUGCACCAACCGCCACCGUCGAAGCGCAAGCGAUUCUGACAGUGCGAAAGAAGAUUCCGCACCGGUGGGACCGUUUGUUGGACACUUGCAGUGCGAAAAAGGGCAAGGCGUUUUUCGAAACAGCAUGCAAGACUACAAGCUCCUUCCAGCGCCAGCACUCAGAAAAAAACUAUAGGAGCAGUUCAACAUCAAUGCCUUUCCGGUUGAAAAAGGAUUGGGUAAAGGAGGACCCGAAUUUGGAGGAGGAGGAAGAUGUGGAGCUCCCCAAAUGCAAAGAUUUGAAACCAAUCACCGGGUCGCAGCUGGAGCUAAUUUUCGAAAGAGGAAGCGCUGAUCAUGUUGCGAGGUCACAAAUUUCAAUUGCUGUUGCAUGUCUUUUCGUAGGCGCAUGGUUCUAUGGUGAAUGAGACGCUACGCCGCACGUCAUCUGGUGCAGCAAUUUGUGACUGUGACACAUUCAUAUUGCGAAAAUUCAAUUUGAAAUAGAAACUCUUCUACAGGCCCUCAAUCGCGUCGACGACAGCAUUGCAGCCAAGCUCAAACGAGACAAGUUCCGAAAAAUCCAGCGCCGUCUUCCCCCGCAUGCUCGUUCUGUUAGUCCGUCACCCCUGGUGCCGUGCCUGUGAGGAAAAGGACCGGGAAAUCGUGAACUUCGUGAAAUGGAAAUCCAGCGAACUGCCGGCCAAUUUGGUGAAGUUCGCGGUCCUUGACGCCAGGGAGUACAAAAAUGUGGCAAGUCGCUUUUUGCAGGACCAUUCUGCUGCGUCCGCGGAUGAAAAUUUCAGCGGCGGAAAUCUUCCCGUUCUUUCUGCCUGCGACGCCACCUGCCCUCUGCACGUCUUCAAGCGUGAGGAGGGGCUGGAUAAGUUUUACGUCCUACCGGCGAAGAAGUGGCACGAGGAGUACUUGCUGGAUAUGUACCAGUAUGCGGUGCCGCUCGUGACUCUGUUCAACCAGGAACUAAAGCAAGACGCUGAAGAAAAUUAUGAGAUCUAAGGUUUUCGUAAGGAAAUAGUUGAUCGUCAAUUGUGGGAGUUGUCUAUAGUCGGUUUCGUAUCCGGGGCUGUGAGCAUCCGGUCACCACACUCACACUCUGUUGAAAAGCGACUUUCACGUUCGCCCUUCGGCUUUUGCCUUCGGCAUUGUGGCAGCUCCUUUUCGCGUGUUUGGUCAGCAAACACUGCUCCGACUCGCCUCUCGUCGUCCCGGUUUCUUCACUUGUAUGCUUGUUGAUUGCGAUGUCGUUGGGCGUUAGCAUGUCCGCUGCGCACACACGACAGGGCAGUCGCUGGUGACAGUGCCAGCACCUCUCGCUCAGUUGUUGGACAGAGUACCUCAUUGGUGGUAGCAGCACGUAUGCAUGUGAAGUCGUGUCCCGAACACACUUGGCGUAAGGCUGCCGCAUGUAUGUGUUCUAUGGCUCUUGGCUAAGACAUGGCAUGCUGCGUGUUGAUCUUGUCAUCACACAUGUUCACAAGGUUAGACAUUCGUACUGCUUACCGGGAUCAUACGAUGUCUGUUGCAAGAGCGAAAAAAGAUCUUUUAGAGCUCUUACAGUUUUGCCGUGCGUCAGAGACAACAGUAAUACGAGUCUGGUCGUCCAACAAGAUGGUCGUCUCUCUGUCCGCAGCGGAUCUUCCGCAGUUGCAACGCAUUAUGUCUGCUUGCUCUAACGACGUCUCGCUACACACCCCUGUGUGGUGUGCGCUGGUGUACGGCAGCCGCGCCCUGGAGUCGGUGGCCAACAUUGUGGAAUCGCACGCUUUGCGCAUGCAAGCAGCAGGUCCGAAGGUGGUCAACGAAGCGAAUAAUGACCCGAUGACCACGGUUGCCGCCGUGGAGGCCAUGCGCCGCACAAUUACUGAGUCUCACGACCUGACGGUGAGCACUUUGAUGGUAUGUUUUUUUCCUUUUGCGAUACGCAUGACUGCAUGACGCUCGAUGAUGCUGCAUGAUACAACCCAUCAAAUUGUCUCAGGAAUCGGCGCAGACGGUGCUGCCGGGGACGAAACCCUGCGCCAAAUUCAAGCAAAUGCUCUGGGAAAUUCCAGUGGUGAUCCCGCCGCAGUUCGCGGCCGCCAAGGCCUGGAGUCCCAAAUUCAAGGAAUGGGUCCACGGCACAGCCCCGAUCCAGCAGACUGGUUUGGUGCGCCUGUUGAUGGACCGCAACGUGGCGAAAAUGUUCGAAGACGCGAGUGCUAGUGUUAGCACUACGAGUACUUCCGCAAGCUAAAUUUCCCACAGAUUCGUGUCGUUACAAGACGUAUUUGUCUUUAUGAAUUAGACGAACCAGUCUAACUCUCAGGACAAUUCCGAACACGAGUUCAACUAUUUUGAAACUCUGAACGCGAAUUACUGGCACUACCAUCUUGACCUUUCAACGUAAUGGUGUUCGAGCUUUUCGUUUCUUUUGGUCGUGUUGUAGCUCACGCCGUUUCGCAUAGAUUACUCUUGAGCCGCCGUGCAAGCCACAGCGAAAUCAUGUCAAGAUGCGUAAUUUGUUACGACGACAGCGUGGUAGACGCUGGCAGGGAGCUAUGGUGCACAGAAGUCGCCUGUGCGAACAAGCACUGCAUCUGCUCCACCUGCUACUCCAGCAAAGGAGGUGUCAUCCUGAUCGCCGAAUUCGGAGCCUGGGGCCAGUCCACAAAGUGCGGCAAGUGCAAAGCAUGUGACAGAUCCAAGACAGUUGCGAACUCAGCAAAGGUAAAAGAUAGAAUCGACCAGCGAGCAGGAACUGCAGCCGUUACGGAGCAAGUCAUCGCAGCUUUCCCUUGGUGCGCCCAAUUCGCCGCUACGUCGGUAGAGAGAAAGGCGAAGUACUACGACAUUCUGAAAAGGCCGCCGAUACGCCGCUCCCAAAAGAUUGAGAAAGAUCAAGGAAAGUACAUGAUGAAGCUGCUCGGUCAGUGCCUGGCCAACACCAACCAAGCGGCUCAGGUACGCUUUUUUGCUUUGUAGCGCAACGGACUUUGAUUGCCUAGUAAAUACAGCAUGACAAAUUCUUCAUUGUUAUCACCACAGGACUUCAUCGACAGCACAAACAUGCAAGAGAUUCCGAAGUGUUCGUGGAAGACGAUGAUUCUCCCGCCGGAGGGAUCGCUGUUGGAACUCAAGCAAUACUUGCAAACCUUGACUGACUUGUUUCCGUCCGAGGAUUGGAUCACUCUGGCCCGAUAUUUCUUGUGGCCCGUGACCUACUACGAAAAAAAGUCGGCCGCCCUGACCAAAAACUCCGUGGCCAAGAAGAGUUUGUCUUUGAAUUACAAUUAUCAACUGUGCAGACAUUUUCCUUUUCAUGUUGCUCUCGUCUUGACACGUGAUACGCAAGCAGAUAUCCAUGCAGAUCACCACAUAACUCUCAUGCGAUUGUUUGCUAGGUAAUCACAAAAAUUACAAAAGCCAGGUAUUUUCUCAUCAAAGAUUUUGCGGCCGCCCUCAAAAAGAAGUAUCAGCCGGCCGAUGGCUCGCAAAUUUGCCGCCUAAAAGGCUGCCGAUUUUUUUCUAAUAUUGUGGGCCCCACAUUGUUCCGGCAUGGCGCCCCCCUUGCUUCUUUUCGUCGUGGCCCCGCGAGUCUGGGGCCCCGAGGGUUCUGGAGGUAGUCCGGGCACGGGUUUUGUCGUCGGUAGUUUUUGCAGGUUUUGGAAGCUGGGGCGCUGGGGAUUUGCGUUUUUAGCAUUGUUUGGCGAAGAUUGCCCGCCCCGGGGUCUCCAGGGCCCGGGGCGCAUCCGGCCCGGGGUUGCCAAGGUUUGCGCCCCUGCGAUGUUUGCGCCCCAGAAGGAAGGCAGCGCGAUUGUUUUCCAUUUGUCUCGGGCCGCACAUCAAUGGCCCCGGCCCGCCCGGCCGGGGUUCACGAGGGGCGCAGAAGUGGGGCGGGGGGGGGUCUAAUUUGGGCUCUAAUUUCGCGUCUAAUUUGUUUCUAAUUCCAGCAUAGGGAAUGUGGGGGGAUUUGCAAUGAAAAAAAUUAGCCGUGAUUUAGCCAGGAAAUUAGGCGCGAAGUUAGUCGCUUGCCUUAGCAUCGAUUUAGGCAAGGAAUUAGCCGGAGGCAAGAGGCGCCCCGCCCGGCCUGUUUCCGGCUAGGCGGUUGGUGUUGAUCAUUUUGCCGGGCGGCUUCCCGGCUUUUUGUGUGGGCGAAUUGCCGCCACCCCUAAUCUUGCAUCUCGCGCCUGACCCCCCCUCGGGGCCGCCUCCCUUCUGGGCCAUUUUCUCUCUGGAUGGGAAGAGCCCAGCGGCGUUCGGUAUUUGGCCGCGAAGUUCUUGGCCCCGUUCGUUUUUGUUGUCCCGCCCAACGUGAUUUCUGCCCGGUGGCCUUCGGGCUGGGUGUUGUCUUUGGCGGCAUUGCCGCCACUUUCUUUUUUUUGUUUUCCUUCGUAACAUUAGAAAAAAGAUAGCAAGUUUUAAGCCUUGGAGAAUGCCCGGGGUCGGCUGCCUGACAAGUACGUCGCGUCCGCGGUCGACGAGGCAUUUUACAACCUCGAGUACGCCUGUGCAAUGACGCAGGCGGCUUGCGAUAAUUUGUGCAAGCCCAGUAUUAUGCAGCGCAUGACGCAGAUAGGCGGAAGCUUCAUGUCGAUGAUCGCGGGAGGCGGCGGCAGGAACGCCUUCCCUGAGCUGGGACAGAACCCCACAGACAGCAACGCGAUCCAGCAAAAGAGUCAGCAGCUGUACAACGAGAUCAGCCGCAUCAUGACCGAGGCACCGCGCACCACCGCAGGAGCAUACGCUGCGAUGGAAACGGCGAAAGCCAAGAGCGACGCGAUUCUGUCGCAGUGGAUGCAGAAGACCCAGAGCUGUGUCAACUGCCUCAUGGGCGGCAAGGGUCCAGGAAGCCACCAUGUGGGAAAAAAGAUGGGUUUGAAGGCCUGCUCAGACUCGAACAACACGCGCUACAUCAAGUGCCCACGCCCGCAGUGCAACGGAGAAGCCCACUGGAACAAGAGCUGCCCGGUCGUCCUUGCAGGAAAGAACGGGGGUGGCAGCCAGCAGUUCGGUGGGAGCCAGCAGUUUGGUGGUAACCAAAAUUUUCAAAAAGGUCUUGGUAGUAAUUUGCUCCGUCCGUUCAAUGGAAAUGGAGGUCAACCGUUUGCGAAAAGAACCAAAAACAACAAUGGUGGAAAAGGGCGCAACAUUUCUAACGUCACUACUUAUGCCAACCCCUUCAACUGACGAAGUAACCUGUUUCAAUUUCUUUAUCGAUAAAAGAAUACAUGAGUCAAGGCAGAUACAAGCGCCCCCUUUUCCAUGGCGUCAAUGUAGCUCGACGCCGACGGUGGCAUGUUCUUUGAAGUUGUGUCACGCAGGAGAGAUCAUGGCAAGAGAUUAGUGAGUCCUCACCUUUUCUUUUAUUUUCUUUCUUUCGUCUGUUGCCCGGUUCUUCCUGUUGUUGCGUCCGGAGUGCAUUUUGGCACACACAGAUCUUCCAGCAACCUCUAUGACAGCCUUAGUAGGUAGUCACUUCACGAUGAGCAAAUUAAUUGCAAGUGAUGCGAUAAAAGACGCUCUUGGCCAAGAGGUCAGGCAGCGCGAGUUACACAAAAUUGCUGAGCAAGCGGCGGUAGCAGCAUCGCUGAAAGAAUUAGCGAACGCUGAAAGGAAAUCAAGCAAAAAGCCGAUCGUCGCGCCACCACAAGCCGCACCUAUCGCCCCCGCAUCAUCGAAGCGGAAAGCACCUGAGUACUACAGCGCUCUGAUGGACGCGGUGGAGACAGAGUUAGUGUGUGUGGAGGACUGGCACGAGGAGGCUCUAGAGGAUUUCAGCGCAAUCGUGCCGUCGUCGGGAUUCGUGACUGCCGCCUCCUCACCAGCGGCGGAGCAUAAAUUCGCGACAACGCUAUUCGGAGUUACGGGAAUACGCGAGCACAUGGAAUUACGGAAAGAGGCGCUGAAGAAACCGCUGGGCACACUAAUGUGCAUGAACGCCUGGGCAGAUGUAUCGCAGUGUAACUCCAGCGCAUGCAAUUCGUCGCAAGGAGCAGCAGCUGGCUCUGUGACGUCGUCGAGUUCAACUUCAUCGAGUGCAACGUCGUCAAGCGACGCCACGUCCGACUCCAUCGCAAUCAUAUCGAAACCGGGAAACAUAGUGCUCACGACUCCCACGCCGUCGAUAGCGAGUGUUUUACAUUUUUACCAGCAAGCAAAAGGAAAAGCCGCAAAGAAUUACACGCCAGUUUCGGAAGAAGGUCUCAAGAUCGAUUUUACAAUAAAGGCCGCAAGCAGCGAGAUGUUCGGUGCCUUCCCGCUUUCGGACCAAGCAGCCCAGUUAUUAGAAUCGGCGACCGCGGACCACGCCAACUCCUCGAUAACAGAGGGUACGUCGAGAAGCUACACAUCGAUCUUGUCGAAGGUGAUCCCAGCCGUCGCGCGGGAAUUAGGUUUCAUUCUGUGGCCGAUAACCACGGAUGCCGAGGCAGCGCUGCUGUUCGUGACGUUCGCACAUGUUCACUCGGUCCACAGCGCCUACAAGAAUGAAGAUUCGAAUCGAAUACGGUGGGGCGCUUUUUUACAAUUGAGCGCGGCGAUAAACGCCUUCAAUUCCUCGAGAAUCGAGUUAAGCGGCUACACCACGAAGAACAGAGGAGCUUUCUUCCAGAAGCUAUGGAAAGGGUGCGUUUUAUUUGUUUCUUGUCGCCAAAAGUUUGAUGAUGGUUUCUCUGAGCACAAAUUGUUGGAACUUCGUCACGAGUCAUCACAUAUUUCCACAACACAGGUUCAAAAAAGAAGCACACCACGGAGCCCCACUGGAUGCGAAGUGGUGUCCGACGUCCACCGAGAUGCUCGACGCCUACACGACCGAAUGGGAGCAUUGGCAGCGACACCACAAGCACAUGGUAGACAGCGAAGGAGAUUUCCAGAAGAAAGUCUUGAGAAACAUGUCGCGCAACGAUAUAGAUCUAGUUUUACGACUUCAAAAAUUAGCGAUAGUUGUCGUAGCUUUCUUCUGUGUUAGACGGAGCGACGAGGUCAGACUGCUGCGGUUGCGUGAUGUAACAAUCACCGCGUCACCAGGGUCGGGGCCGCAGUGCGCAGUUUUCGUUUCUCAAGCAAAGAGCGACCAGCUCUCAUUCGGCUCCCUCAGAAGCCUGGGUGCCAACGCAUUUCACAAGAAUGAUAGCUGAUUACCAGCGAUUUGCCCGCGCCUUCUUUGACAUAGUACUAGGACGAAAAAUGGCCCCCGCCGACGCCUUUUUCUUCGUCAUAGGGAAUGCGAACAUUAAAACCAGGGGUGCGUUCAAAUCUAGCAAAGAUGGUAUUAGGAAAGACAUCAAAGCCUUUUUCAGCUACGCCUUGCCAGGCACGGUCCCUGAAAAACCAAUCUCGCUGCGCAAAGGGGGAGCAAAGCAUUAUAUCGAGCACGAUGUCUCGCGACGUUUCGCUUAUUAUCAAGGCGGAUGGAGGAACAGCUACUGUCUUGAUGUGCACUACGCACCUAUCUCGAGUAUGGAACUAAGACAGAUGGCAAACAGACACUCGUCCAAAAGCUUAGAAACCUAUGCGAAUAUCGCAAGCCUGCGGGCACUUGACCGCGCCCACGCGAUAUAUCUACACGAUGAUGACGCGAUCAAAUUUUCGCGCGAGGUCGAGAAGGUGGCAUGGGACAGAACCUCUUUAGAAUCCUUCCAGGAGGAAUGCCCCAGGCUUUUCUCUCACGCCGCGUGCAGCUCUUGCGAUGCGGCAGUGUACGGAAAAAUUUUAGAUUUUUUAUCAAAAUGCGACGAAGAUUCAUAAGCGAAAAUCUCACACCAAACAUGUAAAUCUCAGCCACGCAGGCUUCUCGCACUACGUGAUAUGUUGUCCUUGUUUGCAGCUACUGGCACAGAGCGUCAGCAGAUCUGAGCGCAGGCGCGACGUAGAGAGAAACGCAAGUGGUAGCACACGGUGCAAACCAGAUCCAAAAACUCACUACCGCAAGCAAGCAUUAGCCUAGCGUUAGCAGCUCAGCCUUAGUUUACAGUAGAAAUAAUGGAACGACCGCUAGGGCAUUUGUCAGGAUGGCGCUUCUGGUUCUUUGUGACCAAGGUGACCAUGCAGAAAUGCUGGUUGCUCUUACAGCGUCUCAGCACCAUACCGCAGUUAAUGGCACGCGCAGUCUACGAUGACGAUAGAAUGCUCGUGGACCAUUUCUUCCGCAAUUUCCGGUCCGCACAGCACUGGACUUUCCUGGCCAAGUUCUAUACGGCAACCAUACUGCGCGUGAUGGUAUUUCUAGUUCGAUUACAUAAUUUACAUGCAUCUUUGGGCGCAGCGAAAGCCUUUUCAUUAACAAAUUCUCAUGAUCAAAAUUAACAAGGUUCCGUAUAUUCUGAUCGAAAUCGGCAUCAUCGACGGGCAAUCGCUGAUGUGCGCAUGCAUUUCUUAUGCAGUAGUCCAGCGGGCGGAAUCUUGUCGGUAUUUGUUGUUAUUACCAAACUUCAGGGACAAUUAAUAGCAAUCCACAUAUCCUUCUAGUACCGAGCGCAAAAAAUGGACCUAGGAAAUCUCGACUAUUGCGAAAAACUGCCGUUGCUUCGGCAGGCAAAGUCGAUGCGAUCCAUGAUCGAUGAUUUGAGUACGAAGGAGCAGAACAAUUCCACCUUUUCGCAAGUUGUCGCUUCUUAUCGCUGGUGCAUGCGCAAAACCCUCCCCAAAAAUUGUGACGCCAAUGAGUUACGCAACACCUGCGCCGUGCUGUUGGACACGCUGGAGGCAAUUUGUGCCAAACAGAAGUGUCAAGCGAAAUUAGCGGAGGGGAUGGCGUCUGCGAUUGAUUCGCUGUACAGCCACCUGUCGGAGAUCUGGAAUUAUCCGGCCCAGGACGAGGCGAUGAUGGGCCGCAAAUGGGCGUCUGUGCUCCUCGCGCGCCAGUUCGCCCACACCGCAGUGCAGAUCUAUCGCACCUACCACAAGCAGUCCUCCGCCGACAUCGCGAACUUCUACAACCACGAGAAAAAGAAGUACAAAGAAGCCCGCUUGAAGCAGUUCAACUUGCGAAAGGAAGGAAAGGCUCUGCAUGAUGAGAAGAAGGAGGAAUCCAAGAAAGAAGACUUGCAGAAGCCGUCUGAGGAUGAUAGCUCAUACCCGUCUUCGGAUUCUGACUAAACAAUUUUAAAAAAUUUCUUCUUCAGUUGUCUCGGACGGAUUGUCGGGUCGCAGAUCGCAGUGCGCAACUUCGUUCAGACCAGCGGGCGACUAAUCGCACGCGCCUUGGCUCGAUGCCUGGAACUGCACCCGGAGCCGUAUAGUUUUACCUUUCUUUCCCUUUCGCGCAAUGGCGCAUGUUUUUUGUUUGCAUCAUGAUGAUAUUGGCAUGACGAAAAUACUUUAUACCACUUAGAACCAAAUCACAAUCACUCGAUCAGGUUAGAUGACGACCUGCCACCGAGCAGACACACAUCCUCAUCGGAAGACGAGCGAGUGGAUUCGUCAUCGGGUGAUGAUUCUGAUGCGGAGGUCGUGAACCCGCAAGAAGCCAUUGAUGCAGUCCACCAGCACCAAGACUGAUGUGUGUCAGUCUCAUCGUGGAUUUCAAAAAAAUUUGUUCAUCUUGUAGAAACAUUUGACUCAACAAGAACGGAAAAUAGAUAGACAAAAACACAGACGACAGAGGACCACGGCAGCAGGAUUGUUCUUCUUUCGUUUUGAUCACAAUCUGUGCAAGAGCAUCGGUUUUCAGUACUUUGCUGCGUCCUUUCCAAUCGUCAGUGUCAUUUUGAUUGUCGUCGUCCGAUCCCGCUACCGUCUAUUCCAAUAAGCUUCCCGCACAGUUUCACAGAUGUCAUAUACACAUGUUUGGUUUGUAAGUGGGCGCAGGUGGCCUCACGAGCGAAUAUGUUACUUUCAGAAACUAGAGAGAAUCGAGCGCAACUUCAUGUGCAACCUGAGGGGUUGCUCAGACGAGAUUUUAUGUGAAAUACAAUCAAACUGGCUACAAAAAAAUGCGCACCUCCUCUCCACGUCCUCCGCGGACGCACAUGAAGGCCUAGCGGCAGCAUGCGCAGACGCGAAAUGUCAUUUAUCUAGGUUUCGGAUUUUUGAUCUGAUUGAAAAUGAGCGAAAAAUGAGAUAAAGAAAUGCGCUCGUCACCUCUCGUUAUGUUUUGCGGGGUGCAAAUAGGCCGCUCAGCAGCAUUGCUGCGCGCACAAGAUGCGCAGGACAAGAGAGCAACAAAAAGACACAAGACGCAGCACGCCUCCUUCUGCGGAGCCCAAAUAGGAAAGCCACCAAAAGUAGCGGAGCCGGCACAAGAAAUUCAUCACUGGAUAGCGCAAGAAAAUGCGGCAUCAAUCAUGAAAGAUAAGCCGAGGCCAUGCAAGAAGGAUUCGCAGAAAGAAUGCGACGCGUGCUGGGACGACCCCUCGCUGAUCUUUCCGCAGGAAACAGUGGUGACAUGGGGCAGCCACUUACCGCAGCCGGGAAAAGCGCCACGAAGCCAUCAGUGCGACAUCGACACCGUAGACCUGUCACGUCUGUUUACAUGCGGGAAUGAGUUCGGUGACCCUUUCAAUUUCGCGCCGUGCUCCCCCUUCAAAAAAGAAGACUACGAGAAGGCGGGCGCACCUCUGACACGAGCAGCAGGCAGGAAACUGCUGCAAGACCAAGAGGGCCCGAGCGACAGGUGGCGCAAGGCCGAGGAUGGCCAGGCGUUCGCGGGUCUAACGAUAAACCCAGAAGAAUGUGUACGGUUUGGACUACAGCCAGAAGUUUUGCUGAAAGCCUGCACGGGGAUAAAGUUCCAACAAAUCGCAGAGCACCUAGACCCGGUAGUAUGCGAGAACUACCCGGCGGCCAAGCAGAGCCCGGAGGUCUACAGUAACGAGCUCAAGCGCUUCUUCGAGUGCAAAAAGAUCAUCCUGUACGAUGUGAAAUCAGAAAAGAACGACAAAGGCGAAAGUGUGGAAGUGUGCGACUACCCCAGCGACUUGACGCGCGUGCCAGGAAAUCUGCUGUUCCAACGCGACGACAAGAUCAGGGUAGUCAGCGACUACAGCAGCGAGUGGGCCCUGAUAAGCCAGUCCAUUUUUUCCACCGAAGUAAACUACAAGACCUACUGGGAUAUGUUUCUGCUGCUGAAGCCGAACUCCGUCGGGAGUGGUAUCGACUUCAUGGACUCCUUCGGCCACUGGUUGGCGCACGCACGUUUUCGCCGCAUGCUUGGAAUAAGUCUCGAAGGGACAGUACAAAAAGGAGGACAUUUGUGCUGUCCUUUUGGCAUCGGACCAGCACCGGGCGAAAGCGAUUUCUUCGUGAAAGCAUUUCUUGCUGCAGUGAAGAGAAACGGAGUAUCGUCGCCAGCACUCGACUACGUAGACGACGUGAGAUUUAUAACCAGCCCGGUUGACGGCAAACCACACUUCGAUAAAGCCAAGCUCGACCUCGGCCGAGCAGUGUACAUACUUACCCGCAUGGGCAUCAAGAUUCACCACAAGGAGUCGAAGCUAAUACAGCCGUCGACAAUUUUCCCCUGGCUGGGAAACGUUUUCAACACAGACCCGAGGUCGUGCAACAUCAUGCUCGAGCCCAAAAGGCGCAAGGAAUACCUGCAAGCAGUGCGAGACUUCAAGCAGGCAGGCAGUAACAAAGAAGCGAAAGCCAGAGACGUAGCCAGCAUCAAAGGAAAAUUAGGUUCCUGCGCGCUCAUCCACCCACGCGGGCCACUGGACGAGCUGAGCAAGUUGCUGGUAGCUUCAACAGCACCGAAGCAGUGGGCGAAGCUGAGCAGGCAGCUCAAUCCGCCAGUUGAAAUCUCGGACGCCGCUUUCGAAGACUUGGAUUUGUGGGAAGACCUGCUGUCGACCGACCACACAAGACAAAUGCUCUUCAACGGCGAGCAGACCUUUAUUUGGUCUCGUGAAGUCUUGGCCUUCGGAAAAGCCUUUUUCGCGUCGUUGGGGCCAGAGCUGUUUAUCGGUGUUUACAUGGACGCAGCAAAAGGCGACAUCGAAAACUGCGAAGACCGAAGAAACAGAGGCUGGGGCGGCACCGUAGCGGACCACUAUUUUCGCGGACUCUUCGAUCGACGAAAAAGUGCCAGAUACCGCCAGCAUCAACGAGCUAGAGGCCUUGACAGUUCAGCACGUGCUAGACGCGGCCAGAGAGAAGUUAGGAGACGCAUAUUUUCACCAGAAAAUAAUCCUGAUCAAAACCGACAAUCCAACGGCAAAAAGAACCACGAACAAGGGCUCCGCGGCAACACCGAUUCUCAAGAACGUGACGAAAAGCUUGACAUCCUUCGCUUCCAGCACAGGCACAGAAAUAGUCGCAGCCAAGAUCGCGGGCGAAGUGAACAUCAUCGCCGACGCCCUGUCACGCCACGAAGAGCAUUUAUUUGUCAGUCAGAGAGCCCCCGGGCCGCGGGAGGCACUAAAUCCCAGCUAAUUUUUGCGGGAUUUCCCCGAAGCCCAUAGGUUGGGCGGUGGUUUUCUUCCCCGGGCGUUGAAGGCCCCCGGGCCCGCUGGGUUCCUCCCUUUUCCGCAGCUCCCGGGGACCCGGGUUUUUCGCAAAGCCCCCGCUGACCCGGCGUGCUUUUUUCAAUGAAAAGGCAUGGCGGGAAUUAAAAUUUAAAAAUUCGGGCCGUUUGCAGGGGAUUCGGAAUUUCGAACGCCGCGGGGGCUUCUUUGGUAUUUUCGUCCCCGGGUGGCCCCGAAGGUGGUGGGUAGCGCUCGCGGUCUGGCUUUCCUGGGGGCCCUCGGGCUUUCGGAUUGGGCUGUGAAGACCCCAGCCGUGUGGCCAAUGUUGAAAUCCCUCCGCCCUAUCAUUGCUUCACUUUUUCGCAAAGCCAUUGUCGUUUGGCUUUUCGAAAGCACCGCCAGGGUUCCCAGUUUUCUCGUGUUCUAUUUUGGACUUCUAAAUGUGCUCGCUGUUUUGUUUUCUAUUUUUCUGCGGGAUUCGCGUGUUCGGCAGCUGUCUUUUCAUCUUCUAUUUUUCGCGACACUGGAGAUUUCCAAAGGAAAUCCUCCAAAGCGCGAAUUUAGAAGUUGAAAAACAGCCGCUCGAGCAUGCGAAUCCCGCAAAAAAUAGAAAGCAAAAUAGAAGCACGAUUUAGAAACCAAAAUAGAAUACGAUUUAGAGCCCCGAUUUAGAACAUGGAAAUAGAAUACGAUUUAGAGCACGAAAAUAGAAUACGACUUAGAAGCAAAAAUAGAACCCAAAAAUAGAAACAAAAAUAGAACCAAAAUUAGCCGGGGAAUUAGCAGCGAAAAUAGCCGCCCGCGGGGGCUGUUUCGUGUGGGUGUAACUGGGUGGGGUUUCCGAUGGUUGAUGUUGUUUUUCGGGCGGCUUUGGGAUUUGGGAUUUUGGCUUGUGGGAAUUCGUCCUGUGUGAGAUUGCCGCCCCUGCCAUACUCCAUGUGCAGAAGGUGGCCUGCUUCCCAUUGGGUGCUUUUUGUUUUCCUGAAGUUCCUUGCCUGAUUGCUUUGGGAUCUUAUGUGGCGCAACUUGGGCGCUCGGUUUUCCGGGUUUGGGUCUUCACCCAUUGUCCCGGGUCUCGGGGUUUGAAAAAAUCCCGCAGAAAUUAGCUGGAAAUUAGCGGCCGCCACCGCCCCGGGGUUUCUGGCUGAUAUUUGCGUUUAAAGAUCCUUUUCCGGAUAAAACUUUGCGCAAGCGCUCGUGGAGCAUUGUGAUGCGCGAGAUACCGGGUUUGAAUGUCGACUGUUUUGCAGAUCACCACAACUGGCGUUUCCCGGAAUACUACACUGCGCACAAUCAUCCGCUCGAUAGCUUCGACGUGUUUUAUAACAAACGUUCGUGGUGGUUCCCACCAAUACGCCUUGCAAUAGUAGCAGCGCGCUUCCUCGCCAACUUCCAAAAGAUUCCAGUAGCUCAAAGACCACGCUUUGCGCUGAUGCUGCCGAUGAUCAGCCCCAUGUUCUACGACCUAGCGUCCAACUUCGUGCAGUUCUGCACGUACAAAAAGGGUUCCAAGGUGUUUUGCGCAGCGCAGUGCCCACUCGUGUACGGAGCACACGAAGACUGGAUGUUGUUGUUGUCUGUGCAUCUACACGACUGGGGAAGAGACAGAGAAAAGACAGAAAUAGGCGCGCAAGUUACAAAAAUUUUACGCAGGCCUUACUUUCGUCAAUUUCCCGAGCUCGCUAGGAGCAAGUUAAGAAUUAUGGAUAUUUGCUAUGCGCGCGAGCGGUUUAUAGUCCACAACACAUGCUGCGUCCCGUGCAAGCCCAGCGGUUUGGCGGCACAGCUGUUUGCAAAAUAUCCGAAGGCAAACCGCUACGGGGAGCCGUUUUCUGCGAAACCACUAGGAGGAUAUGAAGUGAUAGGAAAAAUUGUCAAUAUUUACGCUAUGGUCUGGCCAGGAAAACCCGUCCUCAACAGAGUCCCACGACCAUCAGACGUAGUACCGGUAGAAGCAUUUACAGCAGACGACUCAGCAGAAGCUCGUCUUUUUCGUUUCAAAAACGCGUUGCGCGACUUUAUUUUGUCAAUCAUAGACGAGACAGAAUCAGUAGCAAUCCCGCUCAGAAUUGGACAAGGCUCAUGCGCAGGAGGACAAAAAGAAUACUGCGCAGUGAUCGCCAAAGCCAUCGACGUCGCAUUUCGAAACAAUGUAGACGCCAGCAUUUAUGAGAAGCCGCGCGCUCUAUAAUUUCAAAUCCACACACCUUGCCCUGGGAUACUCUGGAAUUAGCGCCCAAACUACACGUUUGUAGCAUGUGCUCUGUUCUAGUCCUAGCUGGAAAACGCAGAUCACUUCAAGAUCAAGACCUCGUGGGUCAUUCGGUCUAGAUCGCGUGUGUGUGUGUCGGGUACUGAGCUUGUGCGGUCGCUCAGCAAAAUAAUUACGAAACCUUUGCUCUACGACAACAAUUAUGAGAUCUAAGGUUUUCGUAAGGAAAUAGUUGAUCGUCAAUUGUGGGAGUUGUCUAUAGUCGGUUUCGUAUCCGGGGCUGUGAGCAUCCGGUCACCACACUCACAUUCUGUUGAAAACCCACCCACCCGCACCAAACUGUGUCGGCUCUGGGCAGUGUUCUAUGAAACAAUUCGGUCGUUUCGUUCAUCACGAAAAGACUAUAGAUAGCUCCCACGAUUUUUGUAUAAAUCGUUCAAGCCACUACCCGUUCACACCAGAGCAUAUCCAUGCGCGCCCAAACUACACGUUUGUAGCAUGUGCUCUGUUCUAGUCCUAUCUGGAAAACACAGAUCACUUCAAGAUCAAGACCUCGUGGGUCACUCGGUCUAGAUCGCGUGUGUGUGUGUCGGGUACUGAGCUUGUGCGGUCGCUCAGCAAAAUAAUUACGAAACCUUUGCUCUACGACAACAACUUUAAUCGGGAAAAGGCGUUCCACCAGUGGCGAACCGCUUUUCACACUGGCAUUGUGGCGUACUUCCCGCCCGGGGUGGUGGAUCUGGAUGAGAAGGAUAUCCAAGCAAAUACAACCGACGUGAAAGCUCAUGAUAUUGCAGCGCAGAAUGGCACGGUGAUUGAAGGGGGAAAGAACACCAUCAAUACAACAAGCAGCGCAACAAGAACGUCACCGCUGUGGGAGAAAAGCGCCAACACGAUUUGGUUAGAUUUCCUAACUACCGCUCGCGCGCUCCGCGGAAAAGCACUGUUCAGUGCGACGAACGACUUGCGGAUGGUGCACAAUGCCGCUGAAGGCAAUGAAAUGAAUGCUGUUGCUGACGGAACGGCAACGGCAUCAAGUCCUCGUGAUUCAGUUUCAUCAUCGCACGAUGAAACAAGUCGCCAAGUCCAAAUCUACGUUUUCAAGUCGGCCGAGAACCGUGCGGUAAAGUACCCGACUCCGGAACAACUAACCGCAGAGAAGCUGACCGAGUUCAGCAAAAGACUCGCAGUUCCGCUCGUCUCCAACUUUGAUUUUCACUCCAGGCAACAGUUAGCAGAGUUGAAAAUGCCCAUUGGGCUCCUCUGGGUGCAGAAUCAGGACGAAAACAUUGAUACAGCUCUUGCCAAACAGGAACUGGAGCGGAAAGGAGGGUCAGCAAAGAAAGUCAAUGACAACUACACCGGAGCUGCAUCGUCCGGCAGCGUUUCGGAAGAUGACAGUGGCGAAGAGAUGAACUACCGCAGCGAGGAAGAGGAUGUAGAUGAAACUACCACCGCCGUUGAGAUCGUCGAGAAACUGGCGCGGAAAUUCGAGGGCAAGAUGGCAUUCGCGAAGUUAAAUGUGACGACCGAGGGCAUUUACAUGCGGGAAUUCGGGUUUCACCCGGCGAGAUCCCUUCCAGCGUUCGGAAUUGUCAACACCGUCGACGCGCUGACAGGCGGUGCUCCAGGAGGAAUGCAAGGAAUGCCGGGGUUGGAAGGUACAGCCUGAUUGCUCGUGUAGUGGUCCGGCGGUUGUACUUACCUCCGCUUUUCCUUUUUUCGUCUCUUUGACAGCUUGCACUACAAAACUUAAUUUUUUGUCUAAGAAGCAAGCUUGCACUACACUGUCUCUUUGACAGUGAGAUCAAGAUGUUUUACUAUUCAUAAGGAGGGAACGAAGGGGACCUACAGGCACGAAUCUUGUUCGAAAUCUACAUCUCACAAGGCACGAAGUCCUCGCUCGCUUUGGACGGCGGAGCCCGCUACGCGUUUGCAGAACGGGUGACACAGGGUUCGGAACAGAAGUUGGCCCAGUUCGUCGACACCUACUUGCACGACCAGCAGAAGCUCUCAAAGGCUUUUCGCACGAACGAGCUGUCGGCGAAGUACGAAUGGCUGGCGAAUCGGGGACAGGUCCAGGAAACGGUGUGGAGCCGACUGUGGGAAGAUUUGGGAUGGUGGAGCGAAACCAAAAAAGACUCUCAUGUCCUCUUCGAGCUCUACGCGCCGAACCGUCCGCAACACUCUACCCACAUGCUGCUGGUGAAUUUGCUUGCUGUCGCGCUGAAGAAGGUGCAAGGGUUCAAAAUUGUGCGAAUGGACACGGAAAACAAUCACGUGCCAGAGGAAUUCAAGAAGCCUUCUUUCGCAUCAAGUUCAUCUAGCAAGAAUAAGCAUCUGAGGUCUGAGAAACAGCACAACUCAGCGCCCGGAGCAAACAUUUUCGACACCGCGAGCGGACAGGCUCCUGCAGCAACGGAAUACUUCUUCCUCGAUACGAAGGCAAGGAAGGUUACACGCUUCAAGAGUUUCCAAAGCGCGAAAUUGCUCGAUUUGCCGGUGAAGUUAUUGCAGUUCGUGAAAACGCAGCUGGAGAAGGGAGUAGAAGGCUUGGAAAGAACUGCACAUGUGCAACAGGAUGAAACUGCAGAGACGGAAGAUGAAAAAGAGACGAGCAAGAUCGCUGAAAUAAACGAAGAACCGUCAAAAUUUGCGAGUGGAAAUGCUGCUCAUGUUGCUCGUGCGCAAGUAGAGGAACUUUCCACCGCAGAUUACGAGGAACGUGAGGAGGCGGACGAGCACCGCGAGGUGGACGAGCCACGGUUACUGACAUCAAACCCCAUGAUGAUCGGGUCUACUUCAGGGGCUGUAGCUAUGCUAUCUCCUUCCUCUCUUUUUUCUGAACACGGCCACUUCAAACCCGAGCCCCUCCCGGUCGUCUUCAGUGCCGCAAAAGAGUUUGUGAAACGGGAAGUCCGCGAGAAGGUGCGGAAAAUGAAGCGGAUCGAGCGGGAGCGAGAGAAGAAACACCACGAAGCCUGGGCGCAGUACGAAAUCGAGGAGUUUUUACGGUACGAGAGGAAAGGAUACGACUUACACGGAGCCGCUGGGAUGGCCGGGUCGUUGGGGAAUCUAGCUGCAGGAAUGGGUGGGGGGAAAAAUGGAGGUGGUGGUGGCGGGGGCGGCGGGAGAAAAUCUAAAGAUUGAAAUGGAAGCUACUUAUCUUGUUCUAAAGUUCAUCAAGCUUGUUGUAGUAAAUUGCCAGUGUGAACGAGGAGGAGGUAUUGGGCUCUCAGGAAGUAAAAAUCACCAUCACAUCUAAUGAGUUUCUUUAUCCAGAUGACCAGAAUGGCAAUGGUUCCGUACAAAAUCUAGCGAACAAACAACUCAUCUGCAAGUUGAAAGAGAAACGUGUGUGUCUAUAAACGAAUGUCGCCGGAAUCGGAAUCGGAAAGUCAAAGUUGUUAGUUGUAGAAAACAUGCGUACUGAU